GCAGACUCUAGUAAAACCGUACCCGUACUCUAGGGCGUGGAAAUCUGGAAAUGGUUAGUGGAAAAUCAGUAUCGUUCAAAACACAUCAGAGAUCGAAUUAGCCCUGCUCCACUUUCGACAUGCCCCACUUCGCUCCAACAUCAAAGGCUAUAAUGGGGAGGUGACCCACUAAGCAGAAACGAUGUCCAUGGAUGCCGAGCGACAGUUCCUGUGCCCCCGGCUCAUAGACUAUCUCACUAUAGUCGGGGCGCGCUACAGCAAUAAUCCUUCUAGGCCGAACACCACUCCGCACAUUCAGAUACCAGAGCUCCUCCGCCGCUACCCCAUCCAAGACCACAAAGACUUCCCCAUGCCUCUGGACAUGGUGUAUUUCUGCCAGCCGGAGGGCUGCUCCUCGGUGGGACCGAGGAGGACGGCCCUUCGAGAGGCCUCUUCUUUCGUCUUCACCCUCACGGACAAGGACUGCGGCAAGACGCGGUACGGCGUCUGCGUCAACUUCUACAGGCCCAUCGAGAGGGCGCAGGGGGGUGGGAAGCUGAACAAGGGGGGCACGAACAUCAGUCUGCGGAGGGACUCGUGGAGGAAGAGCAUGGAGAAGAGCUCGGAUUCGGCUUUCUCGAGUGAUUACAGAAGUAGCAACGUGGGACCUAGUGACUCGGAUCAUAGCAGGAGAGAUUCCGAAUCGACAGCAGUGAAUUUACCAAGAUUAGGUGUCAUUCCUGCGAAUGAUUCAGAGAGUGGGGGUAGUCUUACUCCUUCUCCAAGAGCAACUCGUCGUCGUCAGCGGAUCAGGAAUCUUUCACUUACAUCUCUAUGCAUUCUCUCCCACCAUCCGUUCUUUUCCAUGUUCAGGGAAUGCUUGUUCAUACUGAAGAAACUUAUAGACGCCUGCAAUGAAUCAUCUAAUCCUAGAAGAGUUGGUGGUUCCAAACAGUCAUCUAGAGAUAAUGUUUGGAGUGUGCUGACUGGGAAUGCCACUGACUCUACCUCUUCAAUUGUUCUACACGACGUGAAAGAAAUUGAGACUUGGAUACUCAAACUACUAUCGUCACCAGUGCCAAUACCAGGAAAAACGAAAGUUGAGGUUGAAGUACUGUCACCUAGUGUAUACGAUCCUCUCGUGUUUGCCUUACCAAGCCAUACUAGGUUUAGUUUAGUUGAUUUUCCGUUACAUCUACCUCUAGAGUUACUUGGGGUGGAAACGUGUUUGAAAGUGUUAACGAUAAUACUGCUGGAAAAUAAGAUUGUAUUCCAAUCGAGAGACUACAAUGCUUUGUCAAUGUCUGUGAUUGCUUUUGUAACUAUGAUAUAUCCAUUAGAGUAUAUGUUUCCGGUAAUUCCCUUACUACCUACGUGUAUGAACUGUGCGGAACAGCUCCUACUUGCCCCAACGCCUUUUGUUAUUGGUCUUCCGGCUAGUUUUUUAUUAUAUAAGAAAAACUUCAGGUUACCUGACGAUGUCUGGCUGGUUGAUUUGGACUCAAAUAAACUAAUAUCUCCUCAAGAGAUUCCUCCUCUGCCGGAGCCCGAAGGAACUAUACUCAAAAAUCACUUGAAGCAGGCAAUGCAACUCAUGGAUCAAGUUGGCACUGGAGCUGUUGGCAAUUUAACAACCCCUAGUGCAACUUCACAGCAACUUCAGCCUUCUAGAAGAGAAAGCCUUGCAUCACCGAAUACUCUCAGCGUUUCUAAAAGUAGGUCACCAGAGAUGGAUGUGUCUCCCAAUCUUUCACCUGUGCUGGGUAACGUUCAGCAAAGAUUAUCAUUGACGCCGCAAGUACCUUACAUGCCUCCACCAAGGCUGCCAACCAAUCAGCCUGGAUUCAAUCCGUUCAUCUACGGAAAUGACAUUGAUUCGGUGGAUGUAGCUACUAGAGUUGCCAUGGUACGUUUUUUCAACUCGCAGAACCUCCUGGCCAACUUUACCGAGCACACGCGAACUCUUCGGCUCUACCCGCGCCCUGUGGUCGCCUUCCAGAUCAACAGCUUCCUCAGGUCCCGGCCCAGGGCCUCCCAGUUCCUCAACAAAUUCGCCCGUACGCAGGCGGUGGAGUUCCUCGCCGAGUGGUCGCUCACCCCUACCAACGUCGCUUUCCAGAGGGUGCAUACAGGGGUGUUCGACCCCGCCCUGAUUGGCGAUAAGGCCAAGUGGUUCGUGCAUACGUUGGAGCCCAUAAAGUUCGUGGUGUGGGACGAUGGAAGUUCGUUGAACGGGGCGCUGCGGAGCGUUCACACCACGGAAAACCAACCGACCGACGAGAGUGGCUCGGAUUCCGAAGAAGCUGAUAGCACUAGUUCUAGCUACUCGUCGCUGAGUGAUUUCGUCUCGGAGAUGGCUUCUUCCGAUCUGUCGCCCGGGUAUUCUUCGUACCAGGAGCAGAGGAAGGCUUCAGCGCUGAACAUGUCGUUCUCUUCUAGUAUCGAUGUCGGCACGGUAUAUAAACCUCCUUCUGAGCUACAGUAUCCUGGAGGUGAGGUUCCACAAGCCAGGUCGGAGUCGCCGCAGUCAUCGUCAUCUAGUGAUUCUGAUCUCAGUUCACCGUCGUUCAACAGGGAUUCUGAGCUGGAAUUCGUCGGCAGGGCGAAGAACGAGCAGGUCAGCGCCGUCAAGACCGCCUUCGACGAGUCGGGCAGCUUCGAGAACGAGUCUGACUCGAACUCGACCGCCACCCCUAAGACGGUGGUGAGCUCGACCGCUGGCAGGCCGACGUCACCUGGAAGUGAGACGGACAGACCUGGAACUCCACGCAAGGGACGGAGAUCCAUAACUCCGGUCCCCCCGAUCCCGCCGUCUCUGGUGAAGCAGCCCAGCGUGGGCAACGUGCUAGCGCCUGCACGCAGGUCCAGCAUCAGCUCCUCGGGCAACGACAGCCCGCCGCCGCCGGCGUCGUCAAGCAGCAGCGUCUCGGGCGUCGCGCGCCAGAACUCGCAAAGCUCGCUGUUCGAGCAGUUCGCGUCGCAGGCCAAGGAGCUGGUCAGGGAGACGACGCGCCAGACCAGCCAGGACAGCUUGAUGGCGCAGAUGGACAAGCUGAAAACACAUGCCAAAGAAAAACUAACAGAAGCAGAAGACAGUCACUUAUUUGCACCACUAGAUAAGCUUACUUCUCAUGCGAAAAAAGCUGCCGAAGAAGCAACAAAAAGCGUGCAGGUAGCAGGAAAAAGUGCAAUAGAAGCCAGUAAAACCGCCACCGCCAUGAGCAAGAAUACUUUCGAUGAUUUGACGUAUGUUGGGAAGACGACACUUGGUGAUUUGACGAAAAGUGCCAAAGAUGCCGUUUCUAAAAAAGGACUUCUGCGGAUGGAUUCAUUCUCUAAAUCGGACCCGCCCGUCAACCCGAACACCUCCCUGGUGGCCUCCUCCCACGUCCUCACAGGCGCCAGCAGGGAGUUCUUCUCCAACAUCAGCUCCGACAUCAACGGCCUGGCCACCAGCACCAGCAACAUCUUCUCCGACUUCUUCGGCUCGAAGAAGGAGCAGCAGCGAGCGAGCGAACAAGCCCCGCAAGGGCCGAAGGGCAAGGAGCCGGCGAAGGGCAUGUUCGGGCCGUUCCACAGGGGCCCGAAGGGACUGGCCGAGAAGAGUCCCUUGAUCAAGCACUCGCCCAGGAAGCAGGACGACCAGUGGAAGCAGGCGGUCGAUAAGAACGCGACGAAUAACGAGAACCAGGCGUUCUUGAAGGAUGUGGUGACUAGCGUGUUAGAUGGCGAAGGUGUCGGAUGGCUCAAACUCAACAGGUUGAAGAAGCUCAUGGAAGACGAAUCUUACCGAAACUUUGUCCUCAGCAAACUGAACAAAACUUUAGAUAGAAAAAUUGCACCAGAUGAUCACAUAGACGAUGUGUGUAUGCCGAAACCUGUUUGGAAGGGUAUGCUGAAAGUGAUUCAAGCCAUUGUCCAUGGCUUGGAAGUGACCUACGGAAAUUAUGGCUUGGGAGGCAUGGCGUCAGCUUUUCAACUGUGCGAGAUCGCUCAUACUCAUUAUUGGUCGAAGGAUAUGACUGAAUAUGGACACGACCUCACUGAGAGUUCGAGUCCAAGAUCUCCUCAAAGUCCGAGAUACUCUUUGCAAUCGUCUGACUGGGAAGUGUCAAGGAAAUCUUCGCAAACAGAGCCUCCAGAAGUUCGUCUGAUUGGUGAUGAACUACUCGAGAAAGAACAGUCAGCUUCUACAACAGAUAUGCUCAAAGAUAUGCUCACACAGAAAAAGAACAUACUCUUCAGCAAACUGACAUCUUUCGAUUCUGAUGCUGACAACAACGCCCUCGGUUCAGGCGGUAACGUAUCGCCCUCUGCCGGCUCGAUCACGAUGGGGCCCGCCUGCAACCUGAACAGGGGCGGGAAUCAGUCUUCCUUUCGGUCCACCGUUUCUGACACCGAAGUCGAAACCUUGCAGUUCACCAAGCUGCCGAAACAGCGCGCCUCCAGCGUGUGGUCGAGCAAGUCGUCCCUGAGCGCCGGCUUCCGCUACCACGGCGGCCAUCUUGUCGACACGGCGCCGGCCGCGAGCCCAGAGGCGGCGCGCACGUAUCUCUUCGAGGGGCUGUUGGGACGGGAACGGUCGCCGCUGUGGGACCAGAUGCAGUUCUGGGAGGACGCGUUCUUGGACGCGGUGUCGCAGGAGCGGGACAUGAUCGGGAUGGAUCAAGGACCCCGUGAAAUGAUGGAACGCUACAAGAGCCUGAGCGACACAGAAAGAAAGAGACUAGAGCACGAGGAAGACAAGUUGCUGGCCACGCAGCUGUACAACCUGACAGCCAUUCACGUCAUGCUCAACAUCAAUAAGGAGGAGAUCAGGAGGAAGAUCCGCCGGCUGCUGGGAAAGAGCCACAUAGGCAUGGUGUACAGCCAGGAGGUCAACCUGUUGCUGGAUCAGAUCCAGAAUCUGAAUGGCAAUGAUAUCGAUCUGAAACCUCUUGGCUCUCGACUUUUACAUAGGCAAAGUUUCACUGUCCAUCAAGGAGUGGAUUGUACAGGUGAAUUGAGGUUCAUGGAAGUGAGAGACGACGGCUUGGUUCUGCGAUCGGUAACUGGAGUUAUAGUAGAAAGAUGGUGGUUUGAAAGGCUCGUGAACAUGACCUACAGCCCCAAAAAUAAGGUGCUAUGCUUAUGGAGGAGAAAUGGUCAACAAACGCAGCUGCAUAAGUAUUAUACCAAAAAGUGUAAGCAAUUGUACUAUUGCAUCAAGGAGGCAAUGGAACGUGGCGGUGUUGCCGGUACAGCGCCCGAGUUGGGAGGUGAGUUUCCGGUGCAGGACAUGGCAACGGGGGAGGGAGGCCUCCUCCAGGUCUGCAUGGAGGGGGUCGGACUGCUAUUCGCCAACAGCAAGUUUUUCGUCAGGAUUGCUCAUAUCAGGAAGUGUUUCACCCAGAAAGGAAACAUUUUCGUUAUAGAAGAAUUCAAUCCUAAAACACGACAUAUGAUUCAGAGAAGAUACAAGUCACCCAUGGCUACCCACAUCUUGCAUAUUUUACUCAGGAUAUUUUCCAUUUGCAUGGCACAUCAAAUUGUAGACAGUACACUCACCCCUACUGCAUGACCCAGCAUGGAGCGGAUCAAAUCUGCUACUCAGUGCUGUGCGUGUUCUCCUACGUGGCAGCGGGACACGAAAAAACCCACAUCAACGCCCCCAAGAAGCCGCCGUCAGUUCCCGCCUCCCAGCUCCCCUUAUCUACGUGCCUCAUACCCCCUAUUUCCCCAGAAGAACUCCCACCCAGCCCACAGCACUUCGCACCACCCACGUCCAGCCCACAACACUCGGUACUGCCCCCGCCCAACCCACAACACUCGGUACCACCCUCGCCCAACCCACAAACAGUUCCGGUGACGCCAGUGGGCGGUCCUCCAAAGUAUCCGCCCCCCGCCUUGCCACCGGGCGUGGCUCCGCCGGCCCCGCCUCCUGGGGCGAGGGUUCUGACCAGUCAGCUGUCGUUGCCGGCCGGGAAACCACCUCCUAUUCCCAGUAGGACGGUCUCUCCGAGGCAGUUUUCGGUAACUCAGCCCCCGCAACCGCCCCCUAGGCCGAAGUGACGUCAUAGAAGGUAUUCGAUACCGUUUGUUUAUGGAGGGAAUUGCAGAGGACCCUCUUGCCUUCCUUGGGUGUGAGCAAUGGAGUUAGGGAAAUUAAUGUACACAAUAGAAGAAAGAGAGAAUAUUUUACUAUGUUUUAGGAGAUAGAACGUCAUGUACACACUUAUGCUCAGUUUCUGAUGAAAUAUUGUAGAUUCAUCGAAUGAUUCACCAAGAGUUUUCAAUUGUCUUCUGGAAUUCGUACAGCUUGUCAAACCUAUCAGAUGAAUUUAUGACUUAUUCUCAUACCAAGAAAUGGAAUGUCAACAAGAAGUGAAAUUCGGAUGAAACCAUUCACAUUUUGUUUACCAGAUUUCGAUCUCAUUCCAAGUAGUAGCAGCUACACCGCGGGUGUCCGGGGGAUCUUUUCAUACAGCCAAUAUCUCAGUUAUGCUGGUUGAACAGAAAACAAAAACUUCUGUUUAUCGAAGCCAAAUGACUAUGAAGUCAUUGUGUUAAAGUUAAAUUCUUUCAAACUACCUCUGGAAAGCCACCCGAACUUUAAUU
This is a messenger RNA of Phaedon cochleariae (mustard beetle), 6576 nucleotides long. The record is from the annotation of a GenBank genome assembly. NCBI's taxonomy places the organism in Eukaryota, Metazoa, Arthropoda, Insecta, Coleoptera, Chrysomelidae.